This is a messenger RNA of Funneliformis geosporum, 1354 nucleotides long. NCBI's taxonomy places the organism in Eukaryota, Fungi, Glomeromycota, Glomeromycetes, Glomerales, Glomeraceae. The record is from the annotation of a GenBank genome assembly.
AUGGGAGACAAAAAUAAUAAUAAAAGGAAAAGAACUUAUUCUAGUUCAACCGAAAAUUCUGGUAGUAAAAAAAAUAAACGUGAACCGGGUGAAAAAAUGUUGGAAAAAAAAAAGAUAGAAAAGAAACUUGAGAAAAAUGACGAAAAGAGAAAUGGUGAAAGAAAGAAUUCUCUUCCACGAAGACCUAAUGUUGACCAAGAGAACCAAAAUGGAUGUCGUUCUCAUAGUUCGUCAGCUCAUCCCGGUGUAUUUUUAAAUUCUUACGAUUUGGUACUAGAACUGGAUACUUUUGCUAAUCAAAGCAGUUCAAAGCAAAGGAAUAAAAAAAAUACUUAUUGUUAUACUAAAUACAUCAUUUACCCAAGUGGACAAAAAGAGAAAUUUGCUUUAGCAAGUUCAUCCAAAUUUGAAUAUGACCCUGUUGAUGAAUUAUUUAGAUUUGUAGAAACGUUUAUUUUUUAUUUUAUUAAUAAUGGAGUUAAAACUGAUGAUGAAGUUGAUGAACAUUCAGAUCCAAAACCACAUACCGACAUCCAAAAACGGUUUACUUAUUCUAAAGAAGGAAAGAUUAGAAACCAAAAUUCAAUAUACAGGGACCUCCGAUCUUCUUUAAGAACCAAGCGUAAGGAUAAGUUUAUUGAAGCAAUAAAAAGCUUCAAUAGUCAAAUGGAUGACUUGGUUCAAAAUAAUGACCUAGAAUCGUUUCUUAAAGUUAGGAGACCUGAGAGCUGCUUUUUAGAAUUUAUGUUAGAGCAAAUUUAUGCUCGUUGCUGUAGCGAAACUCAUUUACCAAAUAUCACAAAGGCUAAAUCAUUUUCUGAUGCUACUUAUGGCGAAUUACAAUUUGCUCUUGUUGAAGAAAUGAUCCAAAAAGCAGGAAUAAAUAGCAAUUCAACGUUUAUUGAUUUAGGAUGUGGUAUUGGUAAUAUAGUUAUUCACAUAAAUGCUAGGAUCGGGUGUGAUUCUUAUGGUGUAGAAUCGAAUGAAGCGCGAUUUGAUAUAGCAGAUAGGCAAGUAAAUGAAUAUAAAGGCAGGAUGGCUCUCUGGGGUUUAGAUCAAACUGGUACAGUAGAAGUAAAGAAAGCCGACUUUCUCAAUUCGGAUUAUGUGAUCCGUUUAUUGAGAAAAGCAGAUAUAGUUCUCACUAAUAACUACGCAUUUACUUCGUCGACGAAUGAAGCCCUUACAAGAUUAUUCUUGGAUAUGAAGAAAGGAGCUAAGAUUAUAAGUCUUAAAGAUUUCAGAACAGGUGCUAAUCGUAAUGGCCCGGAAUCGAUUUUAAAUGUUGUCAAGUAUUCUUAUCCUCCAGAUAGAAAUUAUGUUUCAUGGACCAACGCCGACGGUUGUUAUUUUG